This is a messenger RNA of Cotesia glomerata, 991 nucleotides long. It is a transcript of the gene RpS4, whose product is annotated as 40S ribosomal protein S4. The transcript has 4 exons. The record is from RefSeq and is a predicted model, not a curated record. Gene Ontology annotation, biological process: translation. Gene Ontology annotation, cellular component: ribosome; cytosolic small ribosomal subunit. Bases 142 to 930 code for a protein of 262 amino acids. Gene Ontology annotation, molecular function: RNA binding; structural constituent of ribosome. Lineage: Eukaryota; Metazoa; Arthropoda; Insecta; Hymenoptera; Braconidae.
AAUAGAACUUUUAAAAUUUAAAUAGACAGCACAAAAUACGAAAAUUGUUAUUAUUAUAAAGAUGGCAGCAGUGGUACACUUCCAACAUUUAGGAGCGCUUGUCCUACGUUAACACAUGCUCUUUUCGUGUAGGACUUCAACAUGGCGCGAGGACCUAAGCACCACUUAAAGCGUUUACAUGCGCCAAAAGCAUGGAUGUUAGAUAAAUUAGGUGGUGUUUUCGCCCCUAGACCGUCAACUGGUCCACACAAGCUAAGGGAAUGUCUCCCUUUGGUAAUUUUCCUACGAAACAGACUAAAGUAUGCCCUGACCAACUCAGAAGUGACCAAAAUUGUCAUGCAACGUCUGAUCAAAGUUGACGGCAAAGUUCGCACAGAUCCCAACUACCCUGCUGGAUUCAUGGAUGUCGUCAGUAUUGAGAAGACCGGCGAAUACUUUAGAUUGAUCUACGACGUGAAAGGACGUUUCGCAGUCCACAGAAUCACCGCCGAGGAAGCGAAAUACAAAUUAUGCAAAGUCCGUAAAGUUCAGACCGGACCUAAGGGUAUUCCAUUUUUGGUAACCCACGACGGGCGUACCAUCCGUUAUCCCGACCCUGUAAUAAAAGUAAACGACACAAUUCAAUUAGAUAUCGCUUCGUCUAAAAUACUUGACUCAAUUCGAUUUGAGCCCGGUAACUUGUGUAUGAUUACUGGCGGAAGAAAUUUAGGGCGUGUUGGUACUGUCGUAAAUCGUGAACGUCAUCCAGGUUCUUUCGACAUUUGUCACAUUAAAGAUGCCCAAGGGCACACUUUUGCUACUCGAUUGAAUAAUGUUUUUAUUAUCGGAAAGGGAACAAAGGCCUAUAUAAGCUUGCCCCGAGGUAAAGGUAUUAAGCUCUCAAUCGCUGAAGAACGUGAUAAGAGAUUAGCGGCUAAAGGUGGCAACUAAAUGUAGUGGUAUGGGAGAAACUUUUUUUUUUUUUAAAUAAAUCAACCACCAUCUACUGAAA